AUGCAACAAAAUCUUUCAAAUUAGCUUGUUAUUAUUCCUAGAGAACUCGUCUACGCUGAUGUGCAGCCUCAUUCUACGUAGGAGUAGUCAUUUAUUAUUAAAAACAAGCAAGCCAACCAACACUUUGAAUUAUUCUUUGACAAUUAUGAUCCUUAAAAAUAUGAAAUGAUUCCAAACAGAAUGCAAUUAAAACCCUAUCAAGAUCAACUCGUUGUAGUUAAAAUUAACGUCGACUAAAUCAACUCUAAUUUCUCAUUAAAAGAUCAAAUAUUAAUCAAAGAUGCUAACUCUAAUCAAUCUAUUCCUAUAACUAUUACUCUGCUCCCUGCAUCUUAAUUGUCUCACUUAAGUCCACACCAUUCUCCAAAUCAAUUUGAUGAAUACGAAUUAAAAGAGAAAUACUGGUAGGAAUACUAUGAUAGAAAGGUAAAUGAAAGCAAGUUGUUGAGUGAGAGAGUCGAAGAUUACAGAAAUAUUGAAGAGGAAAUUAUUAAGCUAAAUGAAGAGCAUCAAAGACAACUAGAUGAGAAAGAUGAAGAAAUAAGAGAGCUGACAAAUGAGUUACACUAAAGCUAAUAAUAAACAUAGCUUUAUAGAUAAUAGUUAGAAGACCUUCAAACUGAUUUUAACAAUUUUAAGAAUAGAAAAGAAGCAGAAUUAAGACAAUAUGAAAACACGUUAGAAAGUGAGUAAAAUAGGUACAACACCAGACUUUAAGCUUAAGAAAUCAGCAACUCUCCAGCAUUUAAGCUUAACGAAUUCAAUCAACAAAGAAUUGCUAAAAUAGAAAGCGAACUUAGUUAACUCACACUCAAUUAUAACUUAGCUACAGGUUAACUCAAUGAAGAAAAGAAACAAAAAAAGCUUCUGAGUGAGAAAGUAAAUCAACUUAAAUUAGAAAACGAUAGGCUCUUAGAUGAAAUAUAAGGUUUGAAAGAAGCUGAAAGUAGUAAUUAUUCUAAUCUCUGUUCUAAAUACGAACUAGCAAUGAGGCAAUUAGAGUAUGCAGAAAAACAACGCAAAUAAUUAGAGGAGGAAUUGUAGAUUAAAUCUGAUAACAAGGAUGUUAAAUUAGGAGGAAAUUCAUUAGAUAAUGAAGAUUUAGUAUAGUAAAUAAGAGUUUUGAAGUUAAAGAAUGAGCAAUUGGAAAAGAGAGAAAUGAAAAUUGUUGAAGAAAAGACUAGAUUAGAAUUACUUUACAAUGAUUUAUUGCAAGAAUAUAACUAAAUGAAAACAGAGUUCAGUGUAUAUAAAUCACACCACAAAUAUCCUGGAGAAGGUUAGACAAGUAGCAUGGGAUUAAGCAAUAAUAAUAAUAAUAAUAGAAUGAACUAUAAUUACACUUCUACUGAUUCUUUUAACAACAAUAAUAACAAUAAUAAUAGUAUUAGUGAUUAAUAAGAUGGAAUUAUUAAUUUAUAUAAAUAGUAAACAGAAAGCCUUAAGAAAUAAAUCUAAGAUUUAGAAAUAGCCAUUCAAAGGUCUGAAGAGAAGGAGAAGGAAAAUAAGAAAAAAAUGGUUAUUUUAGAAAAAGAGAAAGAAAAUCUUUAGCAAAAUGCAAAAUACAUGACUAACUUAAUUGAUGACUUAGAGUUUAAAGCCAAAGAAGUUGAAGACAGGUACAGAACAGAUGUGAUCGACUUGUAAUAGAAAAAUUUAGAACUUCAAGGCAGAGUUUAUGCUCUCGAAAAGGAAAACAAUACUCAAAGAGAUGAAAUUCAAAACAGCGAAUAUCUCAAAGAAAAAAUUGAAAUCAUUUCUAAAGUUAACCAAAAAUUUGAACUCGACAUUAAGCAAUUAAAGUUAAAAAAUUAAGAAGAAAUGCAACAAAUGAAAUAAGAUUUAGAAAAUUAUGAAUCUUUGAAGUUAUCCUUUGAAAGGAGAAUAGAGGAAUAUGAGCAUGAUAAUAAGAUUUUGCAAAAAACUAACGAAGACAAGGAUAACAUAAUUAAGAAGCUGAGUGAUGAGAAUGAAGAUUUAGACCACCGUUGCUAAUUACUUAUGUCUGAGAAUUCAAAGAUUAACGAGCUUAACAGAAAGUAUGGCAUUGAAAUAGAGAGAGUCAUAGCAUAGCUCAAUGCUUCAAAGGAGUAGACAGACUGGGCCGAAGGAAAAUUCAAGGAAAUAUUAAAAGAAAAAGAAUAAUUGUAGAAAGAAUUGAAUAUACUUGAGAUUCAAACCAAGCACACUGAUGUUAUAGAUGCAUAGGUGAUUGAAGAGCUAAAUGAACUAAGAGAGUAAAUGAGAAGAUUCAGUUUUGAGAAAGAAAGAAUUUAUUAUCAACUUAAAAUUGAAGAAGAAAAUGAUCUCACCUCAGUUUCUUAGAAAACAGACAUGAUUAGAUUUAUGAAGCAAAUAGAACUCAAGUUUAAGACCAUCUAAAAUGACACUUCAAUCGAAAUCAGCCAACUUAAAAAUGAACUUAAUAAUACAAAAAGAGAGCUUGAAAUACAAAUUUAAUAAUAUGCUGAUUUGAAGAUCAUUGUAGACAAAAAAGAAUAAGAUUAUUUGAAAAUUGCUGAAGAAAAGAGAAUUUAAAAUAAUGAUUUGACGAAACAAAGGGAAUAAUAUGCAGAUAUUUAGAGAUAAGUUGAAUAACUGAAUGCUUAAAAAUAAUUGGAAGAUAAGUAAAAAUUAGAUUUGAUAGCAUAGCUAUAAUAGGAAAUACAGAAAUAAGAAGAAGCUGUUAAUGUGAUGAGAGAAGAAAUGAUGAAUUAGAAUAAAGUGUUUAAAGAAGUAAAAAAUUCAUAAGAAAGUGCUAUGCAGAAUAUGAAAUAGAAGUUUGUUGGUGAUCUGAAUGAGAUUUACUAGAAAUUCAACACUUAUAUGAACUAAGCAUAAUCUGAGUCAUCUAAAAAGACAGGAACCACAAACAUAAGAGACGAUAAAAAGUAUAUUUAGAGACUCUUUGAAACAUAUGCUGAAAAUGUUAAUGUUGUUUCUCAUAAAGAGGCUCUUAUUAAGAAGCUUUAAGAUAAGGAAAAGAAAAUGUAGGAAAAAGAAAAGACAUUGCUUAAAGAAAUAGAGAGAUUAAAUGAAAUUAAUAAGAAAUAUUCUGAAGACUUCUAGUAAAUGCAGAAAAAAGGAUACACUCUUUCUAUUGGAUCUAAGAGACAAAUUGUUCCUGGAUCAAAAUCAGCUGUGAACACUUUCAACGUUCUAAAUGAAACAAAUAUUUCUAAAAAUCCUAACAAGACAAAUAAUUAAAAUAACAACUACUCAUAAAAUGAUAUUUCUGUGUCUUUCAUCAAUCAAAAUGAUGAGUCUACCACCAAAAAUACUCUCAAAUUAAAGGACAUAGCAACAUUAGAAGCCUAACUUUUCACCACAAAAACAAACUUAGAAUAGUCCAAAGAAGAAGUAGCAUUUUUGAAAGACUACACUAAAGAUUUGAAAGAAGAUCUUGAAAAAUUGUAGAAGAAAGAAGAAGAGCUCUUGGAAGAAAAUAGAUCAUUGCAAAUUAAACUUAGUGAUCAAAUAAGAUAGAACAAGUCUGAUAAAGAGAAGUAUUUAGCUGAUAUUGAACUAGUCAAGACAUAAUACUUUACACCUGAGAAUUAUUAAGAAAAAGUCUAAUAAUUAGAGUUGAAGGAUAAAUAAAUUAAAGAAUUGAAGGAUGAAAUCAAUAGGAAGAAAGACUUGGUCCAAAGCGUUAAGUAAUUAAAGGAAGAGCAGUCUUAUGAUAUGAAGACACUCUAGGUGGAAAUAGAGAGAUUGUAAAAAGAACUAGAGAAAUAUAAAAUUAGAGCAAAUAAGGCUACUUAGUAGAUGAGCGGACCUACAAAGGAAAUGAAAAGCUAAGUUGAAAGCUUAAAAGAAGUUGAGAAAAAACUGACUAAAGAAAAUGAAGAGCUUCUUGAUCAGUAGAAAAAAUUGAAGGCUGAGUUGACUAGAGCCAAUGCAACAAUUAAAGAACUCAGAAAUAAAACUGAGUAGCAGCAAUUAAAUAGUGAGUAACUAAAUGAAAACAAUGAACAGUUAGAAAAAUCAAAAGAAUAAUUAAAAAAAUUAAAGAGCGAAGUUGACAGAAAAGAUACUUCAAUUAAAUCACUCAAAAAUAAAUUAGAAAGCGCUACAGCAGAGCUAGAAGAGCUAAAAGGAAAUUCAAAGAAUUUUGUAACUAAAAAUGACUAUUUAUCUGAAUAAAAGAAAUCUGACUAAGCCAAGGCUCAAUUAAAGAAAUCAGAAGCCUAAAUUAGCAUGCUUGUCUUUUUACUUAAAAGAAUAUUUAGAGAUAACUUUGUUAAUCUCCAAAAAGCAAAGGCUUCUUCUAGACCUUUAACAAGCUCAGAUUUUGCAACUCAACCAACAAGAUCGUAACAGCCCGCUGCCUUUAAUAAAUUUUCUGAAUCAGUUAAUAUUCUUGGUCUUUCUCCAGAAGAAAUAGAUUAAUUCUUAGAUCCAUACUAAUCAAGCUAUAAAAAUGUGCAGUCUUCUUAGCAUAACUAUAAUAUAUCUCAUGCAACUGAAUUCUAUUCAGAUUUAAUGGACAGAUUUGAGAGAGAGCUAGAAAAUAUAGAUGAAAAUAUAAAUGUUAAUUCCUUAUAUUAAAUGCUGUAUUCAGUAAUAGAAGAAAGAGUUGAACUAGUCAAAAGCUAUAAAGUAUGA
This is a messenger RNA of Tetrahymena thermophila SB210, 4608 nucleotides long. RefSeq lists its product as hypothetical. The record is from RefSeq and is a predicted model, not a curated record. NCBI's taxonomy places the organism in Eukaryota, Ciliophora, Oligohymenophorea, Hymenostomatida, Tetrahymenidae. The transcript is spliced from 10 exons.